AUGGAAACAUAUUACGAUGGAUUCUGUAGCGGCUUUGAUCUUUCUGGGAGCAUUCAUUCUUCACUAACAACUAGCGAGGAUAUUCUCUAUUAUGAUGUUCAUCAAAUGGGUCUAGUAGAUGACAUGCAAUAUGAGUUUCCUCCUCUUCAUGAUAUUUCUCAAUAUACCCAGAAUUUGAAUUCGUCUGAAGACUUGCUCACAGUAGAGUCAGUUAAUUCUCGGUCUAAUCCUCAACAUUCUGGCCAUGCACAGAGCGCCUUCAUCACAUACAGAAAAUCCAGUUCAGACGGUGAUAGGGGUUCAUUUAAAACUGGCCAGACUCUGCACAAGAGAUGUUUCGCCCUUCUCAACAAAAUCCAUGACAAGAGAAAAUUAGCGAGGCAGAUAUCAAGCUCAAGUGCUCCUCCUCAAGCUCAAGUGCUCCAUAAGAAGAAGAAAAGAUCGGCGGCUGAGCAUAUGAUAGCCGAGCGGGGAAGAAGAAUCAGAUCUAAACAGCAUUUCUCAAAUCUUCAGUCUCUUCUACCUAUAAGUCUUAAGAAUAAUAGGAAUGCCAGUAGGAAUUUCAUCCUGGCAAGUAUUACAAGCUACUUAAAGGAGUUAAAGCUGCGGGUUGCUCAGCUCGAGCAACAGAACCAAAUUUCACAGGCAUCGAUGCCCACAAACAUCUCAGUUGAGUCACACGAGCAAUCAUUCAAUCCAGAGAGCACAGUUAUUUAUCGUAGCAAUGAAGUCACUUUGGAGCAGUGUAAAGAGAAUCCCUGCUUAGUAAAUAUAAAAACAACUAUGCAAAGUGAUCAGCUUGCAUGCCCAACUAGUGUGCUUAUGAAGCAACUAGAGCAGUUGAGAAGAGAGGAAGUGGAGAUCCAUUCUAUCCAUUCAAAUACAGAGCCAUUUCAGUUUCGUUCUAACAUUCUCGUAACUCCAAAGGAGCAGACUUGGAAUAUUUACAUGUGGCAAAAUUUGGGAAACAAAGUUAGAGAGACUCUCUUUUGA
Cryptomeria japonica (Japanese cedar) is the source of this 993-nucleotide messenger RNA. RefSeq lists its product as uncharacterized. The transcript has 3 exons. Gene Ontology annotation, molecular function: protein dimerization activity. The coding region runs from base 1 to 993 and encodes 330 amino acids. Lineage: Eukaryota; Viridiplantae; Streptophyta; Pinopsida; Cupressales; Cupressaceae. The record is from RefSeq and is a predicted model, not a curated record.